This is a messenger RNA of Sesamum indicum (sesame), 1213 nucleotides long. RefSeq names its product cytidine deaminase 1 (gene CDA1). Gene Ontology annotation, cellular component: cytosol. Gene Ontology annotation, molecular function: cytidine deaminase activity; zinc ion binding. The record is from RefSeq and is a predicted model, not a curated record. Lineage: Eukaryota; Viridiplantae; Streptophyta; Magnoliopsida; Lamiales; Pedaliaceae.
AAAUACCCCACCACCACCUCUUCCCAUUUCCCCCUCCCCCUCCUCCACCUCUCUUCCACCCUUCAAUUCAAGCCCACAAUGGAUCAGCAUCGCCCCACUGCAACCCAGUUUGUAAUAGAAUCCUCUGAUGCAGAAUCCAUGGCUAAGUCUAUGAACCUUCCCUCCGUUCUCCACCUCCUCCCCCACCUCGUCCACUCUGCGCAGUCCUUAGCCCGCCCCCCCAUCUCCAACUUCCACGUCGGGGCUGUCGGUCUUGGCUCCGACGGACGCGUCUUUUUUGGCGUCAAUCUCGAAUUCCUUGGUCUGCCCCUCCACCAUUCGGUACACGCGGAGCAGUUUCUUCUCACCAAUCUUGCCAUCCACCGCUGCCCCCGCCUCCUGUCCGUCGCAGUAUCCGCCGCCCCCUGCGGGCACUGCCGCCAGUUCUUCCAGGAAUUGCGUCACUCCUCCUCCCUACAAAUCCUCGUCACAGGAGAAGAAAAUUGUGAUCAAAAUCAUGACCGUGUGGAAAGCCUUGAAAAGAACUCUCCCGAUUUUAAGCCCUUAUCCAAAUUUCUGCCGAAUCCAUUUGGCCCGCAUGAUUUGCUCGAUGGGGGAACUCCGCUUCUGCUUGAGCAGCAUGACAAUGGGUUGGAUCUCUUACCCCAACAUGAUUCAUACGUAGACGAUAAUUCCAGAAUCACUAGCAAUGGGGAUGAGAAUUGUGGUAACUUAAGCAAUGGGAAUUGCGGAAAAUACGAAAAGAAUGAGACCCUCUUGAGGGAAGCAGCGCUGGAAGCUGCAAACAGUGCACAUGCUCCAUACAGUGGGUGCCCAUCAGGGGUGGCAUUGAUGGAUUGUGAAGGAAAGUUGUAUAAGGGAUCUUACGUCGAGUCUGCAGCUUAUAAUCCAAGUUUUGGACCAGUGCAAGCGGCAUUGGUGGCAUAUGUGGCCAGAGGCGGCGGUGGUUAUGAGAGGAUUGUGGCGGCAGCACUGGUGGAGAAGGAAGGGGGUAAGGUGAGGCAGGCAGAUACAGCAAGGUUAUUACUGAAGGCAGUUUCGCCUAAGUGUGAGUUUUCGGCGUUCUACUGUCAUUAAGCUGGAAAUGUAUGUAAAAAGGUUUCUGCCCGGUCCUGGUUCAAAUUAAUCGGUCUUACAUUGAAUUGUUCGCAACUGUAGAUUUGAUCCUGCAAAUUAUAGUGAUGAAUGAAUAAGUGCCAUUCUCUGCUACAGA